AUGAAGGAAGUCAGCUUGGAGGAUGCGCUGGAGGCAAUUCGCUCUGACAAACAAAAGGAUCGGACAGAUGGGCUUGAAGAUCUAAAACAUAUCCUUCUCCAGAGCAGACAAACACCUAAAUUGAACAAUCUGGGUGACAAAAACUAUCACAAAAUUUUCGAGGCUCUGUUCCGGUUUAUAUCAAUCGAGAAGUCUUUCUAUAAACGCACAAAGUCGUCCAUUUCCAAAUCUACCUCUGCGUCGAGGCUCACAAGUUGCGCAUCUGCCCUUCGGACGACGGUUGAGUUAGGAGUCCAGAGGAUACGCUUGAAAACUGUCACGGCUCUGCUAUAUCAUAUUACCGAUGCGCUCCCAAAUCCGGAAGACGCCCUCUGGGAGCCACUCAGUGGGGACUACAUAAAGAUUUUAAGGAUAACAUUACAAUAUGCGCCCCAUGUAGAGCAUUUGAGCAAGGAUGAUUGGCGUCAUCUGAUUGAUUUUUGCCUUCGAGCCAUCGGCGUUAUAGAACCCAGUCAGGGACACCAGCUGAGCAUCCGAAGUCGCUCUCGUCUUCCGUCUGAGAGUCUGGAUGAACCAAACAGUCGUGCCAAUUCAGUCGAACCAGGCUCUUUUCGACGUAGUCGAAAUUCCCGUUCUGAUGCCACUGGAAAUAACGAAGAACUAGAGACCUGUAUUCAAUUACUAUGCUCCUGUCCGAUAAGCCCCGUCCUCGAUAACGCGGGGAAGCUGCUCAAUGGCCUGGUGGACUAUCUAUUGUCGCUUAAUAGCAUAUCGAGGGCUCCUUAUGCAGCAUUUAGAGCACUGAAUGCUGUCCUUUCGAAAUCCGUCACAGAUGACAUCACUCUAGUUAGAGACAUUCUUUUGGAUGUAAUUCCGAUAAUCAAACGGUUCUGGCGUACGAAAUCCGCUGCCUUAAGAGAUGAGAUGCUCAUAACUUUGAUGCUGGGGAGACCCGUAUUUCUACAAAUUGGUCUGUCAUACCCACCAGAUUCGUUUGUCGAGUUACUUCAAGGCCUCCUCGAGAGAAUCUGUCAAGAGUACAUGAGGCAACCUGAAAAGGACCUCAUGCAGGUUGACGACUUGGUAUUUAGUUUCGACCCAAUUCCUCGACCUUUGGGGAUUCGGACAAUGGCUCCGCGUCUCGGUGUCCCUAGGUCUGAGCAAAAUUGGACAACCCUGCAAGUAAUUGCUAAUCUUUCCACGCUUUUGGACAAAUUAUGCCACACUCUAGAUGAAAACUCACAAGCAGUGGGAAGGCCUAAUAAAAAACUACAUCUCCUUUCAAGGUUAUCGGAUAUUGUUCGCGAAGCCUCAACCUCUACGGGGCUAGCCAGAAUAUGUGCACUGCAGCUACUUCCGUUUGUGUUAUUAGAUUGGGAGCCGGGAGUUGACGAGCUCUUAUCAACUCUUGAACAACUCACUGUAAACAUUCUAGACGAAAACGGGUCAUCUGCGUCAUGGACUAUGAUAGCAAUUGCAAGCAUAGCUAGCUGUCCAGCAGCUAUGUCACCGGAACUACGACCUCUGUGGACUCAGGUUUGGGACUUGGCUUCCCGCACCCUAGCCUCGCCCACCACAUCCAGAGCUUCCUGCCAUUUAAUGACGGCAAUCCUGCAUUUCAAAUUGCUGGACUACUCAAGUAUUGUGGAUACAAUAGAAUUAAUGACGUCCUCUAUUGAUCUCAACGGUCCGGCUGGCCUGACCGAUUCUGCCCUGCUGAUGUGGGCAACGAUGGUGGAAUUCCGAACAAAGAUCAAUCCCGCGCAGAAUCAAGAUAUGUCAAAACAAAUUUGUGCAUGGAUAAGAAAUAGUUGGAAUUUGACUGAUCGCAUUCAUACGAUGCAAGUCGCCACUUUUGCAAGACCUCUAGACCUUUUGAAUCUCCUAAUGAGCUGCACUGGGAGAUCUUUCCAAUUCGCGUACCCUGCUCCUCCAGGACCACUUUGCAGGAUCUCCAAAUAUUUCUUCGACCUUCGUCAUGAUUAUGAGCUGAUUGAGUAUCUGCUGCUUAUUAAAAAGCAAGGACGUUCUAAUGAGACUGCAACAGAUAUCGGCAGUCCUCCUUCUGUUGGAUCUUCUGUGAGACAACAUCCUAACGACCAGGUUGUUUUGGAGCUGCUGCAGACAAAAAUAGACAGCUUCAAUGAAAUUUGGACCCAGCUAUGCAACGACAAGCGUCAACAUGUUACAGUUGAAAUCAUCCAAAUAUUGGUAUCUCUCUGUUUAACCAGCACUAUCUUUGCAGAGUUGCUUCCGAUACCUGUUUCAUUUCGCUGUCAAUCUCUACAAAAAAGUACCGAAAAACUCUGGACAAGUUUCUGUGGCUAUUUCGCCAAGAAGGAAGUGGAAUUUCUCCACGCGUGCUUGGAUAUUCUCUCCCCGAUUAUUCUGCCAUUGAAGCUGUCACUUGACACCAAAGAUCCGAUUUUGAAUGCGGUGCAUCGGAUGACCCCCGGGUUGGUUUCCGUUUUCGAUCAUCACCGCAAGGCGGAACUGGACCUAUCUCACUCCACGACGGAGCCGAUGGAUCUGGAUAUUCAAUUUUCAUCUAAAGAAAGUCACACUAGGGAAAAUGACCUGACCCCUAAAUUUGAUCGAGAGGACACGCCUUCUUACGGUGACCAGAAUUCAAUCCGCCGCGCAACAGCAACUCAUCUAUUUAUACUACAUCACUUUUACGAGGCAAAAAAGAACUUAGAAGUCCCUACAAAUGAGACCUUGGUCAGCUAUAUCACAUCCCUUGACGAGGCGGACAUUCUAACUUGCCGAACUAAUUUAGCGGUUCUUCUCGGGAGCUGGCCAAAUAUCUCUAGGUCUGACGCCUGCAUUUUGCUCGAGUUUUUUGGAGAAAAGUGCCUACAGUCAUACGAGCUUGAGAGGUGUGAGGGGACGUUAUCCCUGUGUAUUAAUUUGAUGAUUUCUUUUGUUGACCUCUGGACCGCUGAGGAAGACGAUGAACUUUUCGAAUCCGCAUCAGAUCUUUACGACUGGUUUACUGGUGUCAUAGUUCGUAAAAAGCUCGGGUCUUCAAGAGUUCUGAUUCGGAUUGCUAGAUUAAUGGAAAGUGUUUUGCGAACAAAUCCACUGUUUGGUAGGGAAAAUUCACGCCUCUCACCCCGUACAAGCUUAUUUAAAAUCCUUUAUGAUGGAGAUUUGACAGUUAAGUUCCACUUGUCUAAGAUCAUUCCGUCAGUGUUCGAUCGGUUUAUAUUGAAAGAAUAUGAUGUUAUAUUUGAUGAUAUCCUCGAGAGUCUUCCUCGAGACCCCGACUGGAACGAGGGCAUUGCACUACGGCUAUACGUCCUGGCACAGUUAGCAUCUAAAUGGCAUACCCUCCUUCGCCGCGGAAUAUAUCACAUAUUUGAAGCGCCAGGGCAACUUCCUAAGUCAUCCCCCUAUGCGAAAGCUUGCUUAAAGGAAGUCGCAAAUUCUCUUGGUCUCAACAAUGCCAAAGAAAUAUUCAAACUUUUUGCGCCACAGAUGAUUUAUACGUGGUUGGAAACGGAGUCUUUGGGGUCUAUUCCAUUCACUAUAUUCGGUUAUGAGACGUUCAAUGAGCUGCUGAUUGACGUCAAGGAUGAAGUUGUAGCCCAAAUUGUGAUGCGUGGCAAGGACGAUGAGAUGGCCGGGGUUUCAUCGUAUUUAAGUGUGCCAUUCCCAGAAUUGCUUGAAGAAUCCUUUUACAAAGCCGAAGCAUACUGUAUUGCACGCGACAUCAGUAUUCCACCUUCCCAAGACAGUCAGCCGAAGGGAACAGAAAGUCGUAUCAAGAAACUUCUGGGCCCUGAAAAGUUUGUCUCCCUGCUGGAGAGAUUCUUUCCUGAGACGGUCGCUGUAUUUUUUAAAUGUGUUGAUCAAACGGAGCAGAUAGAGAGAGGUUUCGAAAAGCGCCCCCCGUUUAAAUUUGCUCUAGAUAUCUGGAGAGACAUUGGUGAGAGAAGCUCAUCCUCGGCGGCACUCCCUGCCAGCCAACAGCCAUCUUUCCGAGCCAGAUACCUCCUCGAUGAGUUUGAGUUUCUGUGCGCACGGAGUGGAUAUGACCUUGAGACGAUGUGGACGCCCGCUUUAGUUUGUUUCGUUGCGAGAACAUUGAUAGAAUCCAUCCACCCCUCCCUGGGCUCUCUCCAUGCCUGUUCUGUCAUCCGGAAACUUAAAAUUCUUAUCUGCAUCGCUGGGCCUGUAGUUCUUGAAGAAUACCCAUUGGAGAUGCUUCUACAUUUUCUAAGGCCCUUUCUUUCUGAUUUUCAUUGUUCAGGAGAUGCCAUUGGACUCUUUUGGUAUCUCAUUGAUAAAGGCAGAUCGUAUCUACUUGAAAACCCCUCUUUUAUGGCAGGACUGGGGGUGUCAACUCUUGUCUCGCUCCGAGGGUUUCUUUCCUCUUCUCAAAAGAGCACUGCCCAAGAAACACAUUUUCAUUCCUCACUAUCGAACGCUCAAAUGUUCUACGACUGGUUUGCAAAAUUUAUGAACGAAUAUAUAUCUCCGAAACUUAGCCGAGAGUCAGAGAAGUCGUUUCGAAAUCUUGUCGGCUCUUCUCAGCGUAUUCAAUUAGCUGGAAACGCUUCGAAGGGGACGUAUGAGGGUGAAUUUAUGGCAGGUCUUUUGCAAGAUAGCGCCAGCGGGAAGGGAUUAUUGAGUGUUCCAGCGACAGAUUUGAUCUUUUCUCUUGUCUGCAAUGAUUUCCAAAGGCCAAACAACUUCCGGGAUGAUAUUUUGGGGGAUGACAAGAUUGCUGCGGAGAACGCGAUAACGGUUUGGAAGUCCAUCCAACACCAAGACCACAGUUCUGGUUAUCGUCUCUGGGCGGCUCGUGCAUUGGGCCGAGCAUAUGCGUCAACCGGUGUAAUUGACGGCUCGAUGCUCAAGGAAACGCGAUCCAUUUCCUUUGACGAUAUACCCGAAUGCAUUAGAUUUACGUCCAAGUUUUCCAUUAUCCGCAUGCUUUGUGACUCGCUAUUUUCAAAUAGCCGCAAAGACAUUGGCCUUGCAGAGCAGGCUUUACAAACCAUCUUUACUCGAUUCCCUUCGGACCCUAAUCUUGGAGAGUGCGCAGCGGCAAUUCCUCCUUCAACGAUGAAAGCUCUUACCUGGACACCGUAUAUAUGCCCUGACCUGUCUUUGACUGCUUCUCAGAGAACUCAGUUCAAUCAUGAUAUUCGAUGGAUUCCAGAUGUACCUGUCGACGAAUGGGCCCGUGAUGUAACUCUUUGCCUAACAAAUAAGGAAGCCGCCGACCCCAUAAUGGGCGCAUUGCCAAAAGUUCUUUUUGAAAUACCAUCUCUAGCCGUGAAACUCUUACCAUGUGUUGUGCAUGAUGUGUUAGUCUCUGAGUAUGAGGACAGACAGAGUUCUCGCCAAGCUAUCUCCGAAGUGUUUCGACAAGCAUUCCGCGAUGUUCGAGAAACUGUAUUUCCACACAUCCGGCUCAUCAUACACUGCAUUCUCUACCUCAGACAUCAGAAAAUUCCCCAUGAGUCAACUAUGAACCAACGAGACGCCUGGCUCGAAAUCGACUACUUGGAAGCCGCCAAUGCAGCCACGCAGUGUCAAAUGUAUAAGACUGCUCUUCUUUUUGUGGAAAUACAUUUCUCGCGAACACCCUCAACUCGACGAUCGGCAAUUUCCAAAUCAUCUGACUCGUUACUGCUCCUUCAUGACAUCUUUAAAAGCAUCGAAGAUCCCGAUCUCUUCUACGGAAUCCAGCAAAGUGCCACUCUGGACUCGGUCCUUGAAAAGGUUCAACAUGAGAGUGCCGGACUCAAAAAUUUGACAUUCCAAAGUGCUAAUUAUGAGACCGACAUGAAGCUUUUUAACUCAAUUGGAGAAGUAAAUGCCCUUGGAGUUAUAAAAGCUCUGAAUUCCACAAAUUUCCAAGGGGUUGCAAGUGCCAUGUUUGCGGCACCUAGCGGUAUUGGGAAAAGGGCUGAAGUCUUUGAAAGCAUGCUUUCAACUUCACUGUAUUUACAACAGUGGGAUAUACCACUGCCUUCCACCACUGCCUCCGCAAACGGGAAUGUUUUCAAAGUUCUUCAAAGUUUGAAUUCCUCUGACAACAAGAUGCAAGUGGUUCGAACGUUGGACGAUUGCUUCUCAGAGAUCCUUAGCCGCCUGUUAGAAGAGAACCAGUCAAAGGUCGAGCUUCGCACUAUGAUGAGGGCUUUAGGCGUGUUAACCGAAGUUGACGAAGUCCUGAGCUCUCAAACUCCCGAAGACUUGCAGGAUGAAUGGGAACGAAUGCUAUCGAGGAGUUCAUGGCUGAAGUUCGAGAGUUUCUGCGAUGUAAACCUGAUUCUUUCGAGCCACGAAGCUUUAUUCUCGUCAAUCAAACGGAAACCUCACCUUAGAUCCAUGCUUGGUCUAAGCUCCCGUGAUGCCCAGCUAUUGGAGGUUAAGGCUAUUCGAGAAUCCCUCAAGAUAAGCAGAGAACACGACGAACAUCAAGCAUCUUUGAAAUCUGCGAUAUCUCUGUGUAAAUUAAUUCAGCCAUGUGCCGACUUGGGUGUGUUCAUUGAUGCUGCAGCCACGUUUGACUUAGCAAAUGUGCUUUGGGAUCAAGGGGAGAUGACGACAUCAAUUCAGAUAUUACAGCAGCUCAACGAACAAAAAGAUCUCCCGAAACAAUCUAUUCCUGUGAAUAAGGCAGAAGUGUUGGCUAGUCUAGGUCACCACGUUGCGGAAGCUAGGUUGCAGAAGCCGGAUACAAUUAUUCAGGAGUAUCUAGUUCCUGCGAUGAAGGAAUUGAAAGGCAACUUUGAAGGAGACGAAGCUGGGCGGGUGUUCCAUGAGUUCGCUUCUUUCUGUGAUCAACAAUUGCAAAACCCAGACGGACUUGAAGACUUUAGAAGAAUCGAACAGAUCCGCCAUCGAAAGGAGAAAGAAGUAAUGGAUCUAGAGCAAAUGAUGAAAUCAGCUGGAGGUAAAGAGCGAGAUCAACUUCGCAUCCACAGAAUCAAAGCAAAACAAUGGUUUGAACUCGAUGACAAUGAGUACCAAAGGCUGAAGAAAAGCCGGGUAUCUUUCCUACGCCAGUGUCUAGAAAACUAUCUUCUUUCGCUGCGGGCUUCUGAUAUGUUCAAGAACGAUGUUUUACGAUGCUGUGCUCUCUGGUUAGAUAACUCCGAGAGUGAAGCAGCCAAUGAAGCUGUCGCAAGAUAUAUCAGCACGGUCCCAAGUCGGAAAUUUGCACCGCUAAUGAAUCAAUUGUCGUCGCGUUUGCUUGAUGUUGAGGAUACUUUUCAACCUUUACUGUCAGAGCUCAUUUUUCGGAUUUGCGUGGAGCACCCCUAUCACGGGAUGUAUCAAAUGUUCAGCAGCAGUAAAUCUAAAGUGGGGAAAGACCUUAUGUCGAAUUCCCGCUACAGAGCAGCCAACAUCUUGGUUGACCGACUGAAAAAUGAUCCGAAAGUACAGAGCACCUGGAUCACGCUGCAUAACACAAAUAUCAGCUAUGUUAGAUUUGCUAUGGACAAACUAGAUGAUGGACUCAAGAGUGGUUCGAAAGUUGCUCUUAGGAAAUCGGUUACUGGACAGCGGUUGGAACAAGACAUCAGGAGGCAACACAUUCCACCCGCCACGAUGAAAAUUGACCUCCGGGUUGAUUGCGAUUACAGCCAUGUUCCAAGAAUUGAGAAAUACCUCCCAGAAUUCACUGUCGCUUCAGGUGUCAGUGCCCCCAAGAUUGUUACCGCUAUUGCCUCAGAUGGUCUAAAGUAUAAACAACUGUUCAAAGGUGGAAAUGAUGACUUGCGGCAGGACAGUAUUAUGGAACAAGUCUUUGAACAAGUCAGCAAUUUACUGCGGGAUCAUCGAGCCACCCAACAGCGCAACUUGGGAAUCCGAACAUAUAAGGUGCUUCCGCUUACAGCUAACGCCGGCAUCAUCGAAUUUGUGCAAAACACCAUUCCUUUACACGACUAUCUCAUGCCUGCCCAUCAGAGGCACUAUCCCAAGGAUAUGAAACCCAAUGCCUGCCGCAAGAAUAUCAACGAUGCCCAACCAAGAACGUUAGAGUAUCGAGUAAAGAUUUUUCGUCAAGUAACGGAUCACUUCCAUCCGGUCAUGAAAUUCUUUUUCAUGGAAAAAUUCAAAGAGCCGGAUGACUGGUUCAGCAAGCGCCUCGCUUACACGCGAAGCACUGCUGCUAUCUCCAUGCUAGGCCAUGUGCUCGGUUUGGGUGAUAGGCAUGGGCACAAUAUCCUUCUCGAUGAGGGAACUGGUGAGGUGGUUCAUAUUGAUUUAGGUGUUGCUUUCGAACAAGGGCGUGUCCUACCAAUCCCGGAGAUGGUUCCAUUCCGCCUAACCCGCGAUCUUGUUGAUGGAAUGGGCAUCACCAAGACAGAGGGGGUGUUCAGACGCUGUUGCGAAUUCACCCUCGAGGCUCUCCGCCAAGAAUCAUAUAGCAUUAUGACUAUUCUAGACGUCCUGCGUUAUGAUCCGCUCUACAGUUGGUCACUAUCCCCGCUGCGCAUUAAAAAAAUGCAGGAUACACAGCAGGCGGCUGGGGGCGCGGAUCAGGCCAGCGAAGGCGGCAAAAGCAAGAACCCCAAGGAACCCAGUGAGGCCGAUCGGGCUUUAACUGUUGUUGCGAAGAAGCUUGGGAAAACCCUUAGCGUUGCUGCUACGGUUAAUGAGUUAAUUCAGCAAGCGACAGAUGAGCGUAACCUUGCGGUUUUGUAUUCCGGUAAGCCAUUUCGCCGUGGUUCAUCCGUUACAGAUGUGAUACUAACCCUUAUUCUAUCUCUCAGGUUGGGCUGCAUAUGCAUAGAUACCUCGAAUUAUUUUGCCGAUUAUUUUUCUGUUGUAUGGUGA
Messenger RNA from Paracoccidioides brasiliensis Pb18, 8808 nucleotides. RefSeq names its product DNA-binding protein kinase TEL1. The transcript is spliced from 8 exons. The record is from RefSeq and is a predicted model, not a curated record. Bases 1 to 8808 code for a protein of 2935 amino acids. Gene Ontology annotation, molecular function: protein binding; protein serine/threonine kinase activity. Gene Ontology annotation, biological process: DNA repair.